GUGUCUAAUCAUAACUGGACACUGACCACUACUACCACAACCCCAUCAGUAACUCUCACCUUGGUGCAUAGCUUAGCUAGUUCUCUGUCUGAAUUGGUUCCUUUCUUUUUCAUUUAGAAGUAGAACAUGAUGCAGGAGACUAACCAGUCCUUUGUGGCUGAAUUCAUCCUUCUGGGCUUCUCCUUCAACCCCAGCACCACUCCUCUGCUCUUCUCAGCCUUCCUGAUCACCUACCUGCUGAUUAUUCUGGGAAAUGGCUUAAUCACCAUCCUCAUCUGCCUGGAUUCACACCUCCACACACCCAUGUACUUCUUUAUUGGCAUCCUUUCCAUAUUGGAUGUGGGCUAUACCACUACAACUGUGCCUCAGAUGUUGGCACAUCUAGCCAGCCAGAAGAAGACCAUCUCUUUUGCCAGCUGUGUGGCCCAAAUGUACAUUUUCUUGGUGCUAGGCAUCAUGGAGUCGUGGCUCUUUGCCAUCAUGUCUAUAGACAGGUACGUGGCCAUUUGCCACCCACUCAGGUACAAGGUCAUCAUGAGCCCAUGGUUAUGUGGAGUAAUGGUCAUUUUCUGUGGACUCUGGGGUGUCAUUUCUGCUCUUGUCUACACUGUUUUUGCCAUGCAUCUGCCAUACUGUGGCUCCAACAAGAUCAACCACUUCUUCUGUGAAGUUCCUGCAGUCUUAAAGCUGGCUUGUGCAGAUACCUCAGUCAAUGACCGAGUAGACUUCAUUCUUGGCUUUACUGUCAUCCUGGUCCCACUCUCCCUCAUUCUUGUCAUUUAUGUCAACAUCUUCAUUGCCAUCUUGAGGAUCCGUUCAGCCCAGGGGCGACUGAAGGCCUUCUCCACUUGUGCCUCCCACAUCACUGUGGUCACUAUGUUCUGUGUGCCAGCCAUGGUCAUGUACAUGAAGCCUGGCUCUGAGGCUUUCCUGGAAGAGGACAAGAAGUUGGCCCUGUUCUACAAUGUUAUCUCUGCUUUCCUCAACCCCAUCAUCUACAGCCUCCGGAACAAGGACAUACAGAGGGCUUUCCUCAAGGUGACAAGCUGGGGCAGGGCCUUCCAGGGAAACAGCUGGGGAACAGAGAAGCAAGACUCAUGA
This is a messenger RNA of Acinonyx jubatus (cheetah), 1101 nucleotides long. Its product is annotated as olfactory receptor 2A12-like. Gene Ontology annotation, molecular function: G protein-coupled receptor activity; olfactory receptor activity. Gene Ontology annotation, cellular component: membrane. Gene Ontology annotation, biological process: G protein-coupled receptor signaling pathway. The record is from RefSeq and is a predicted model, not a curated record. NCBI's taxonomy places the organism in Eukaryota, Metazoa, Chordata, Mammalia, Carnivora, Felidae.